Odocoileus virginianus texanus is the source of this 1718-nucleotide messenger RNA. NCBI's taxonomy places the organism in Eukaryota, Metazoa, Chordata, Mammalia, Artiodactyla, Cervidae. The record is from RefSeq and is a predicted model, not a curated record.
CCCGGGGGGCGUGGCCGGGACACGUGGUGCGGAACCGGCGCUGCAGCUGCGGGCGGGAGUCUCCAGGGUCUGCGGUCUGGUUGAAAGAUGUCGGCCCUCACCACCCUGUUUAAGUACGUGGAUGAAAAUCAGGAUCGCUAUGUUAAGAAGCUUGCAGAAUGGGUGGCCAUCCAGAGUGUGUCAGCAUGGCCUGAGAAGAGAGGCGAGAUCCGCAGGAUGAUGGAGGUGGCAGCCGCCGACAUCAAGCAGCUGGGUGGCUCUGUGGAGCUGGUGGACAUUGGGACCCAGAAGGAAGUCCCCGUCAACGUCCGCUUCUGCCUGGAGGGCAUGGAGGAGUCGGGCUCCGAGGGCCUGGACGCGCUGAUCUUCGCCCAGAAGGACGCGUUCUUCAAGGAUGUGGACUACGUGUGCAUCUCCGACAACUACUGGCUGGGCAAAAACAAGCCCUGCAUCACCUACGGGCUGCGGGGCAUCUGCUACUUCUUCAUCGAGGUGGAGUGCAGCGACAGGGACCUGCACUCCGGCGUGUAUGGCGGCUCUGUGCAUGAGGCCAUGACCGACCUCAUCAUGCUGAUGGGCUGCCUGAUGGACAAGAAGGGGAAGAUCCUCAUCCCUGGCAUCAGUGAGGCCGUGGCCCCGGUGACCGAGGAGGAGCUGGAGCUCUACGAUAAGAUUGACUUUGACCUGGAGGAGUAUACCCGGGACGUGGGCGCCAGGACCCUCCUGCAUGGCUGCAAGAAGGACAUCCUGAUGCACAGAUGGCGUUACCCAUCCCUGUCUCUCCAUGGCAUCGAAGGUGCCUUCUCCGGGUCAGGGGCCAAGACCGUGAUUCCACGCAAGGUGGUCGGCAAGUUCUCCAUCCGACUCGUCCCGAAUAUGACUCCAGAAGUGGUCAGCGAGCAGGUUACGAGCUACUUGACCAAGAAGUUUGCUGAGCUUCACAGUCCCAACAAGUUCAAGGUGUACAUGAGCCAUGGCGGGAAGCCCUGGGUGUCCGACUUCAACCACCCUCACUACCUGGCUGGGAGGAAAGCCCUGAAGACAGUGUUUGGUGUCGAGCCAGACUUGACCAGGGAAGGCGGCAGCAUCCCGGUGACGCUGACGUUCCAGGAGGCCACGGGCAAGAACGUCAUGCUGCUGCCGGUGGGCUCGGCAGACGACGGAGCGCACUCCCAGAACGAGAAGCUCAACCGGUCCAACUACAUCGAGGGGACCAAGAUGCUGGCCGCGUACCUAUAUGAAGUGUCCCAGCUGAAGGACUGAGCGCCGCCCCACUGCCCCCGCGCGCUCCCCCGCGUCUCGGGACCGCCCGCCGCUCCUCCCCUCUGUCAGAUUCUGCAGACUUCCAGCGCGGACGUGAAAGCGCCCCCGCCCCGUCUCAGGAUGGAUAAGCAGUCAGGCCCGGGGCCUGUCAGCGACCCUGGAUGAGCUGACUGCCCCCUGGUGGUCAGCGUGAGUUGGUCUCCAGAAGAUGGCACGCAUUCCUCGGUACAAAGUGCUGGAUGGCGUCCACAAGGGCUGAAGCGGGGUUCGGGGUCUCCUGGCCCUGCCUCUGUCCCCAAGUCAUGGUCGUGCCCGCUCGGAGCAUCCCGUCCCAGGCCUGGGGCCUCGAGGGCAGCCUUCCCGAUCCGUGCUGUCUCGGGCACAUCCUGUCCUGUUCUCAAGACCUUUACCAUUACGAUAUUCCAUCUCUGUAUUAAAAUCCUUCAAAAUCUAAA